This is a messenger RNA of Salvia miltiorrhiza (redroot sage), 1955 nucleotides long. Its product is annotated as dihydropyrimidinase. Lineage: Eukaryota; Viridiplantae; Streptophyta; Magnoliopsida; Lamiales; Lamiaceae. Gene Ontology annotation, cellular component: cytosol; cytoplasm. Gene Ontology annotation, molecular function: dihydropyrimidinase activity. The transcript has 13 exons. Gene Ontology annotation, biological process: pyrimidine nucleobase catabolic process. The coding region runs from base 126 to 1742 and encodes 538 amino acids. The record is from RefSeq and is a predicted model, not a curated record.
UCGCUCAUCUCAUCUCCAAUGCCGCUACUCUCAACAAGUCAAACUGGUUGCAGAUUCCUCACUCCCAUUGAUUGACGCUCAUCUCCAUUGCCGAAUUGGAAAUCAAGCUUGGUAAACAACUAAAAAUGGACUCUUCUCUUGCUCAAAUAGCUCCUUCAGCCCAUCUCCUCAUCAUCGUUUUCCUUUCACUCCUUUUGCCGUUAUGUCAAUCCAAUCAGUUCUGUGAUGCUGGGAUUGCGUAUGGUGAAUCGGCGUGUGGAACUGCUACGGCGCCUACGUCGAAGAUAUUGAUAAAGGGGGGAACUGUGGUGAAUGCUCACCAUAAAGAGGUUUCUGAUGUAUAUAUUGAGGAUGGCAUCAUUGCUGCAGUACAGAAGAAUAUCGUGGUUGCAGAUGAUGUUAAGAUUAUUGAUGCUACUGGAAAGUAUGUCAUGCCAGGAGGAAUUGAUCCGCACACACAUUUGGCAAUGGAGUUCAUGGGCACUGAAACGAUUGAUGACUUUUUCAGUGGGCAGGCUGCUGCAUUAGCCGGUGGAACCACAAUGCACAUUGAUUUUGUUAUACCUGUGAAUGGGGGCUUAUCAGCAGGAUUUGAAGCUUAUGUUAAAAAGGCAGAAAGGUCAGUCAUGGAUUAUGGUUUUCACAUGGCAAUUACAAAAUGGGAUGACACUGUUUCUAGAGAAAUGGAGGUAAUGGUUAAGGAAAAAGGAAUUAAUUCUUUUAAAUUUUUCAUGGCCUACAAGGGUUCUCUAAUGAUCAGUGAUGAACUUUUGCUUGAGGGGUUCAAAAAAUGCAAAUCUCUUGGUGCCUUAGCCAUGGUUCAUGCAGAGAAUGGAGAUGCCGUGUUUGAAGGACAAAAAAGAAUGAUAGAACUUGGCAUUACAGGGCCUGAGGGUCAUGCCCUUUCAAGGCCACCAGCGCUAGAAGGUGAGGCAACUAGUCGAGCUAUUCGUUUGGCUGGUUUUGUGAACACUCCUCUGUAUGUUGUCCAUGUCAUGAGCAUUGAUGCAAUGGAAGAAAUAGCUAAAGCUCGAAAAUCAGGUCAAAAGGUUAUUGGGGAGCCAGUAGUUUCAGGACUAGAACUGGAUGAUUCUGUCCUUUGGGACUCUGAUUUUCUGACAGCAGCAAAGUAUGUCAUGAGUCCACCUAUUAGAGCACCUGGACAUGGUAAAGCUCUUCAAGCAGCUCUCUCAACCGGGGUUCUACAGCUUGUAGGAACAGACCACUGCACCUUUAACUCAACCCAGAAAGCCAUGGGGAUUGAUGAUUUUCGGAAAAUACCAAAUGGUGUCAAUGGUCUUGAGGAGAGAAUGCAUCUGGUUUGGGAUACAAUGGUGGAAUCUGGACAACUAUCUGUCACUGAAUUUGUUAGGGUGACGAGCUCAGAGUGCGCCAGAAUUUUCAACAUCUAUCCAAGAAAAGGUGCAAUACUAGUCGGGUCAGAUGCAGAUGUCAUAGUCUUGAACCCGAAUUCAAGCUUUGAGAUCAGCGCAAAAUCCCACCAUUAUCGAACAGAUACAAAUGUCUACGAGGGAAGAAGGGGGAAGGGAAAAGUGGAAGUAACAAUUGCUGGAGGAAGAAUUGUUUGGGAGGAGGAGGAACUGAAGGCUGUCCCAGGCUGGGGCAAGUACAUUAAAAUGGCACCUUUCAACUAUUUGUACGAUGGAUUGGAAAGAGCAGACGCGGAGUAUUUAUCUUCCCUACGAGCUCCAGUGAUGCGGCACAGCGUGCACACAACUUGAGCUCCUGGUUCUACACUUGAAACUUGAUUUUUAUGUACAAAAGACUCACAGUAAGUAUCCAGCAACACCUCCUCUCCCAUAAGCUAUGAUGUAAGUAGGAAUAAGGCUUUGGCAGCUGGGGAUUUCAGUUAUGUAUUGUACAAUGUACAGAAGAUUCUCUCUCUCUCUCUCUCUCUCUCAAGAGCUCAUUUAUAAUAGAGAUAAUUGCAUACA